Molecule: messenger RNA, 861 nt
Organism: Lecanosticta acicola
Lineage: Eukaryota; Fungi; Ascomycota; Dothideomycetes; Mycosphaerellales; Mycosphaerellaceae
Source: the annotation of a GenBank genome assembly
AUGACCACAGCAUGCGCGACGUGUGCCUCGGCAUACGAUAGUCCACUUGAUCCUGCCUCCGAGAAACCUCUUUUGCCCGGGCGAGAUCUGGAUUGCUGCGGGAGAUCCAUCUGCUCUCGUUGUUUAACCCAGAAUAAGCGCUUCAACUCGUAUUGCCCCUUCUGCCAGAUCUCCACGGAGCCAUCGCUGCUACCCCAAGGCCUUAGAGACCCUCCAGCGUACUCAGCGCUGGACGACCAGAGAUACAAGGCACGUCCGAAUGACGACGAACUCCCUGCGUAUUCGGAACACCAGGCUGUGCAGCCACCGUCAGAGAAGCCAAAACAUGACCAGCCAGCGGAGGAUGUCCUCCACUUUGUAACGCCUGACGAUAGUGUGAAUGCGCUUGCCUUGGCCUACGGCGUGCCUGUCAACGUGCUGAGAAAGACGAACAAUAUAUUUUCCGAUCACUUGCUGCAGGGUCGAAAGACGAUCUUGAUACCAGGCGAACACUACAAGGGCGGCGUGUCAUUGUCGCCACAGCCCCUGGAGGGCGAAGAGGAAGAAAUCAAGAAGAACAAGACCAGAAGGUGGAUGGUGGCCUGUAAAGUGGCAGAGUAAGCAAUGAUGCUCGCCGAAAUCAAUACGCUCUUGACUGAUAUCUUGCUAACAAGUGUGACACCUUCUCUCAGAUACGAUGUAGCCCUUCUUUAUCUCAAACAAGUCGACUGGAACCUCGAAGCGGCCACCGAAGCCUUCAAAGAAGAUGAACGUUGGGAGAAAGAACACCCACGGGAGGCAAAGCAAAAGAUGAAGAAGGGCAAGAGUGCGAAAGAUGCAGGAAUGAGAAGAUUUGUUGGUGGUAGUGGCAGCGCACGAUGA